This is a messenger RNA of Fusarium pseudograminearum CS3096, 1176 nucleotides long. RefSeq lists its product as uncharacterized. Gene Ontology annotation, biological process: regulation of cytokinesis; protein phosphorylation; mitotic spindle organization. The transcript has 3 exons. Gene Ontology annotation, molecular function: ATP binding; protein kinase activity. Lineage: Eukaryota; Fungi; Ascomycota; Sordariomycetes; Hypocreales; Nectriaceae. The coding region runs from base 1 to 1176 and encodes 391 amino acids. The record is from RefSeq and is a predicted model, not a curated record. Gene Ontology annotation, cellular component: spindle pole centrosome; chromosome passenger complex; spindle midzone.
AUGGCUACCCGCACCAUUGAGGCCCGCUUCGAGCGCAUGUCGGUCAACGACGAGAACGACCCCAUAGGCGAUGGAUCUAAGCUCUACAGCAAGAGCAAGACUAUCUCUUCGACAUCAAGUCAUGGUGCAAACCGUCCCAACCUUUUCAAGGUCGCUCUUCAAUCACAAAGUAGCAAUGCCAACGCCGCUGUCAUGCUGCCAUCCCAGGCUGCUCAACGAAAGGUCAACAACCCUCCUCCAUCUCCUACAAGAAAGGCCCUCCCUUCUUCAUCGAGAAUAUCAGAUGAGGUCUCCGAGGAUCGAAAGUCAGUCACCCUGCCGGAACAGAUGAGUGUGCCCAAACAGUUCCACCUGGGCAUGUUUGAGAUCGGUCGCCCUCUGGGUAAGGGCAAGUUUGGACGAGUUUAUCUUGCUCGAGAGAGAACAACAGGCUUCAUCUGUGCCCUUAAGGUUCUCCACAAGAACGAACUGCAGGCCGGUCGAGUUGAGAAGCAGGUCCGCCGAGAGAUCGAGAUUCAGAGCAACCUGAGACAUCCCAAUAUUCUUCAGCUAUACGGCCACUUCCACGACAGCAAGCGAGUGUUUUUGAUCCUCGAGUUCGCUGGCAAGGGUGAGCUAUACAAGCAUCUCCGAAAAGAGAGCCGAUUCCCCGAGUGGAAGGCUGCUCAGUAUAUUGCCCAGAUGGCAUCAGCCUUGCGCUACCUGCACCGAAAGCAUGUUAUCCACCGAGACAUCAAGCCUGAGAACAUCUUGGUUGGUAUCCACGGUGAGAUCAAGAUCUCGGAUUUCGGAUGGAGUGUGCACGCCCCCAACAACCGAAGGAAGACCAUGUGCGGAACUCUCGACUACCUGCCCCCAGAGAUGAUCAAGCCUGGUACCUCCGAUAACUUCUACAACGAAAAGGUUGACCUGUGGAGCUUGGGUGUCUUGACGUAUGAGUUUCUCGUGGGCGAAGCGCCCUUUGAGGACACGCCGGUGAUGACUCAACGAAGGAUUGCUCGUGCUGAUAUGUCCAUCCCAACGUGGGUUAGCCCUGAGGCUACUGAUCUCAUCAAAAAGCUACUUGUGCUGGACCCCGAGAAGCGAAUUCCUCUUGAGCAAAUUCAACAGCACCCUUGGAUCAUCAAGCACUGCGUCAAGGGUGAACGGGCCUCGAACCGCGAAAAGGGCUUAUAA